Opisthorchis viverrini is the source of this 2009-nucleotide messenger RNA. RefSeq lists its product as hypothetical. Gene Ontology annotation, biological process: protein transport. Gene Ontology annotation, cellular component: recycling endosome membrane; trans-Golgi network membrane. Lineage: Eukaryota; Metazoa; Platyhelminthes; Trematoda; Opisthorchiida; Opisthorchiidae. The record is from RefSeq and is a predicted model, not a curated record. Bases 225 to 1268 code for a protein of 347 amino acids. The transcript is spliced from 6 exons.
GUACAAUGGGAGCCACAAGCACCACUAUGCUUCAGUAUUUCUAUUUAUCGCUUCAUGGAAAACCUAUAAAAAAUUUUCUUUCUUACUUACCCUCAUGCCUUCAUGUUGCAGCUUUGAGUUACGUGUUUUCUGGAAAUUCGUAUCUCGUUGUCUGCAACCGUCCUUAGUGCGGUUUAAGUCGAGUUUCCAUUUUCGCCUUACCCCAUUUGCACCAAUUCGGUACGAUGAUGGCAUCCGACGACGCUGUUGAAAAUCCAUUCAACGACCCGGUGGAAAGAUUGACCACAGUAAUGCCAAUAAAUCUAAUUAGCUUUCAUUUCUUUCAGCAAAUUCCAUCUGAGGCAACGGCUUCAGUGAAUAGCCGUAUUCAAACCGGUGCGCUUGGUGACUACAAUCCAUUUGAACGAGAUACUAGCACACUCACUGGAACCAUCGCAUCAAACCCUGACUUCCCGCCCCCAUACUCCUCUUUGGAAGCUCAAAGACUCACUACUACCGAACUUGAACGCCGACAAAAGGAACUAGAUGCAAAGGCUGCCGAACUUGCGCGACGUGAGGCAGAGCAGAAUCGGUUGGCGGAACAAGUUCGUCAGGGUAGUCAAGGACCGAUCAAGAACUGGCCCCCGCUGCCUUCUUUCUUCCCAUGUGGACCCUGUUUCUAUCAAGAUAUUGAUCUGGAGAUCAAUUCCGAGUACCGAAGGAUUGUCAGAUUUGGCUACUAUUUAUGGGUCGCUUACGCGGGGUUACUAUUAAUCAACUUCUUCGGGGCUUUACUGUACUUUGCUGGAACCGGUCGUAGUGAUGGCGGGUCAUUGUUUGGUGUGUCGAUUAUCGUUUGCAUCUUCUGCAUACCCGCCUCCUUCAUUUGUUGGUUUCGCCCACUUUAUAAAGCGUUCAGGAGUGACAGCUCGAUCAAUUUCUUCAUAUUCUUCAUCGUCUUUGGGGCCCAGAUACUGGUGUUGAUUAUUCAGUCUCUUGGAAUUUUAAAUUGGGGAUCUUGCGGAUGGAUAACCGGUCUUGCUGCGGUGAAAGAUACUCCGGCAAUUGGUGGAAUCACCUUGGCUAUUGCGUGCGUCUUCACUGGCAUGGCAGUUGCUUGUGCUUUCUAUCUCAUUCGAGUGCACCGCAUCUAUCGUAACACUGGAGCCAGUUUUGGAAAAGCACGAGAGGAGUUCACUCGUGGAGUUUCCUCGAAUCCGACUGUUCAGUCUGCUGCAGUGGAGACUGGGUUGUUCGCUGUUCGAAAUGCUGGAAUCGGUCGGAAUUGACUCUCUGUUGCCACUGAUUGCCAUGGAAUCGCGACUCGACAGUGCUCGAAGCUUUUUGUUGGCGCGUGCGUUUCCUGGACUUGCUUCGUGCUGAGCCGUACGAAAUUGUGCUGUGAUCUUUGCGUAUGUUUACUUGACUGAUGGAUUCACGCUCUCAUCAUGAACAGUGUGUGAUUGUCACUUCUUCGCCAUUACCUCCUUUUUGGUGUUGACCGUUUUGACCGUUGUCGGUACCAAUGCCGUUAUUCUCAUUAAUUCUGUUGUUGCACACUUUUGUGACGCCAGAUGUCUUGUCCAUCCGAAUUCUUUGAUUUAACUGUUACUCUUUCUUUCUUACGCUGUUCAUCAACCUUAUGCUGGCGAAACGAAUUUCGAUUGUCCACUUACCAAGGAAAGCAAGUGGAAUGAAGACAAACAUUAUACAUGCCGCUUUUGUCUUCAGUCCCACAGAGGGUGGACAAGCUUGGUAUCAGUCAUUCAGCGUUUUACCUGUCCCAUAACGUGUACCUCUUUACUAGUGACAUGUGCUAAUCCUGUUGCUUUCCUUUCGCUCCACUGUCACUUGCUUUGCAACUAUGCAAAUGUCUGAUUCUCAAAUUUAACUUGUACGCUUUUGAGUCAAGGUAGGAUAGACUAGGUGUGUCAGCAGACAGCAAAACCACUAUAUCUCAACCACACGGUCAAUUUUGACUGUGCGACUGCAGACGGAUUUCCAUCACGUUUAUAAAAAAUAUAUAUCGU